AAAUGCCCUUUUUGUCGUCAAGAUGUUGACGAAUAUUUACACAUUUUUCUUUAAUUAUUUUCUUUUUCUCACAUUUUCAUAUUUUCAUUUAAUUCUUUACCUUUUUUUUAAAUAUUACAUACGUAUGUAUAAUUGAAUUUUUGUUAAAAUUUUGAUUUAAAAACUUGACGUUUAAAGCAAGCAAAAUAAAUUAAAAAUGAAGUAAAGUGGGGCUAAAGUCAUUUUCGUGGGGAUUAAUUCCUUUUUUUUUUCGUGGGGAUUCUGUCAUGUAAGAACACCCACGUUUGGUGGGGCUUAAUUCAUUUCGAUUGGUGGGGAUAAAAUCAUUUUCGUGGGGUUUAAUUCAUUUUUUUUUCGUGGGGAUUCUGUCAUGUAAGAACACCCACGUUUGGUGGGGCUUAAUUCAUUUCGAUUGGUGGGGAUAAAAUCAUUUUCGUGGGGUUUAAUUCAUUUUUUUUUCGUGGGGAUUCCGUCAUUUUUGGUGGGGAAAGAUUCACUAAGAAAUUGGUGGGGCUUAAGUCAUUUUGCCCGGUGGGGGUUAAUGCAGUGGGGGCUAAUUCAUACACCCAUUCUCUACUGAUGGGAUGUGCUGAUUGUUUAUUAUAGUGCAUUCCGCUGGUUCGUUAGUCGAGGAAACGCAAGUAGUGUUACUAAUAUCUAUUAAAUUCCUCCGGCUACAAAUUCUUAUAUUAUUAUGUUCCUUACAUUUAUUCUUAACGCCAAAACUUUGUUAUUAUUACAAGUAACUAUAUCCUCAUAGGGGAUUUUAUUAAUAUUUUUCUUGGUUUUAUCAAAAUUGAGUCGCAAAUAUCCUCAUUUGUUAAGUGUAUUCCGACUAUAUAAAGUAACAUUGUAUUGUUUGAGGCGACUUUUAUAUUUGCUAGUUCUAGUGAGUCUUCCAUAUUAUUUAAUGUAAAGUUAUUAUUUUCAAAUACAGAUUUUAUUAAUCUAAGUUCAUCAUUUGACAAAAUAUAUGAAUUUACAAUGCCGGCCUUUGCCCAAUGCAUUGCGUAAUCUAUAUUAAUUAUUUCCUGUUUAAUAAUUUUUAAUUUAUAUUUUACUAGCUGGCCCCGCAGCCGUUGUCCUACGUGAAAUUAUGUGUUUUGAAAUGAAAAGAAAGUUGAAUUUAUCAUUUCAUUUUUUUUUUCAAUGUAACGCAGCUUCAUAAACAAAAUUUUUUGGUUUCUGUUCCGGUGUACAGAAAAGAUGGCUUUCCAACUCGUGUGCACGCCACGUAUAUCUGGCCGUGUGAAAAACAUAGAAUUUCCAAACUUAUUGCACACACUAUGCGACUAUCCUUGUGUCCUGUUGAGUGUCAUCUCAAAUGCAAUUUUCGCUGGAAACUGAAAUGGCAAAUCGUUGGAACUCAAAGAAAUUCGUUGAAUCAAGCAUUCAGCCUUUUGUAUUCGAUAGCUGCGUCACAAUCAGUCGGGUUCCAUUACAUAGUUUCGGCGCUUGCAGAUUGCAAAACAUAAUAACGACAGAUCAAACUUUGAGACGCAAAUGAUGCGGUGGCAUACCAAGCCUCUCCAAAGAAUUUAUAAUCUCCACUGGAUAAUUCACGGCGACGUCUUCAAUGGAAAGACGAUCGGUCGAUUUGUAUGAGCGCAAGUCUUCCGGAAUUUGACUUUGAAUCUUCCAGUUUAAGUCAAGAACAUCUGUAUUUUUUUGGCAGUUAAUAUUGCGCGUGCAUUUAAGGAAUCAUAGUUACGAUAAUUUGGCCAAUGUCCGAAGAUUGGUGAUGAGUUCAUCUUUCGUGAAUUGAUAAACCGCAGAUAGAAUUGAUAUCAAACCACCGGAAGCAUCAACCGGAAUUGACCCAUUUCCAAUUUUUAGCGAAUACGAUGUAAAAUGUCUUCGACAAUGUCAUUUUUGUUCGUAUCUCAUAAUUGAAGCGGAUUUAAAGGCUGAUAUGGUGAAAUGAUUAUCGCGAAAAGUGUGCGAUCUUCAUUUGCAUUCGAAGUAGCUAUCGCAUCGUCCAACGUUUGUUUCCACUGAUUAUCGUGUUCCAGCAAUUGUAAUUGCGCACACCAUACCAUUCACAGUACGCAAUGACUCAAAUGAAGUUGAACGGCGUACAUUAAUCAAUAGCAACCGAAGGUAGAAGCAAUCAUCGUUUUUUGGGUGGGUUGUGCAAAUUCAUCCUAAUGCAUUAGUUGAGAACACACCUGAAUGUCCAUCUACUGUUCGGUCUUGCCAUGAAUGCAAGGUAUUUUCAAAUAGAGCAAUGUUCUCGUAAGCGGAUCACUGACGAAAGUUGAGAAAAAAACUCGUCAAUGUUAGUUUUGUUGUUGGCGGUGUUACCACCGGCUGUAAUGUAUUCUCUGGGCUGAAAUAAACUCUUUGGCCAAUCUCCAUAUUAACUGCGAGACACACAACAAUCGGAAACCGUUCAUGAAUUGCAAAAGUAAAUAUCCUACAAAGCGCUUUAUUGCAGUUCACGUAUGGACCGUAUCGUUAAGACCAUUGACCGCCAUGUUGCUUCCCUUGGUGACGUACUUACAAACGUAUUUUAUAGAUUACACCAAACUGCAAUACUAAACAUUGAUAUGAGUUUUGAAUGUGAAUUAGACAACAGUGGAGAAUAUAGUACGAUCCAUAUGGUGUCAACUUCGAUCUUCACUAUUCUAAGUUGUAUGGUCGUCUGAUGAGCUACGACGAUGGAGUGGAUAUCCAUCAUUUCCAGUUUGCAAUUCCGAAAGAAAAGCAAGCGGAUAGUGUUUCGUGCAUUUAUUGUUAGACAUAUAAACCGAAAAGGGUCCAUGAACCAUAUUGCUUUCCACCACUUCAUAUAAUACUGGAUCUUUCUCUACAUCAGGAAUUUCCAGAGAAAUGAUUUCAUCAAUUUGAUCUGGUGUAACCAUCAUCCAAAGAAGAAUAUGUGCGUGCGGCAAACCUCUCUUUUGCCACUCAACAGAGUACAUCUAGCUAAAGUCAAUCAAACAUCGUAACUGUUGUUUGAAAAGUCGUGCUGUGCCAUCGUGACGAUCGCUUACUGAUUGACCGCGAUCCAUAAUUCCGCACAUAUGUCACCGCAUCCUGGGAGUACUUCCUGCCUUGUCUUGGGCUGCAAUACUUUGAUGUCAAAAAGAACACCGACCGAUAUUAGGGCGAUCUCUUGGUGGCUUCGUAACAAAUUUCAAUCUGCAAUUGACCUCUUUGUGUGAAACACACGUAAAGUUUUCACUGAAUAAUUUUCAAUUGUUCAAUUCACAACCUGUCGUAAAGCAUCGUAAAUCGUAAAAUUAUAAAAAAAAAGUGUAAAAAUUUAUAAUUUUACGAUGCUUUACGACAGGUUGUGAAUUGAACAAAUAAUUUUUCUUUUGAAUAGCCGGAAUAAAAAAGCAAGCGAUUGAGACUGAACUAUUCAAAUAAUUUCCAAAUCAAAAUAUUGAAAAACAAAACAGAAAUUGAAAAAAAAUGUUUAUGGAAAAAAGUUACUUUUUGGAAUUAUCCAAUUUGCCGACUUUUCAUGAAAAGUAUAAGAUGUUUUUAUUUCUAAACCUUCCUUAAUCCACAACAAACAACCUCUUAAAAUUUCAUCAAUAUUGGUUCAGCCGUUCUCUUAGCGUUACUAACGAACAAACAUUCAUUCGUUUGUAUGAGAAAAAGAAAAGGACUGUUUUUGGGGGUUUUCCGGCAAUUAUUCGAAUAAUCCCUGAACCUAAACGAAUAUUUUAAAAAAAGAAUUAUCAAAUUUCGUUCAGUUGUAUUAAAGUUAUGAGCGUACAUACAUUUUGGCGAUUCAUUUUUACAUACAUACAUAUUUAUAUAGACGAAGAUGUAAGGUUGUUUUUAUUGUUUUUUUUUUUUUUUUGAAGAAAUGAAAUAUUGAAAUGAUUCCUACAAACAUGAAUUUUGAACAAAUGCUUAUGAUUUGAAAUAUAAUUUUUGUAUUUAUGAGUUGUAUUAAAUUUUGACAUAAAGAGAUAAAAAGUAUCCUAUGUCCGUCUCCUGGCUCUAAGCUACCUCCCUACCAAUUUUCAGCCAAAUCUGUUCUGCCGUUCUUGAGUUAUAAGUGAUGUAACUAACACGACUUUCUUUUAUAUAUAUAGAUUUCAAGAGCCAAAUACAACACGUAUUUCUUCGUUCGUUUGUAAAGUUUUUAUUAUUUUAUUUGAUAUUGUGGUGAUAUUGGUAAUUCUGUCAAAAAUUACUAUAUUAAUUAUUACUUGUUUAAGUUGAUUUUCUAGAAUUACUAGGUCGUCGUGGUCGGGAUUUCCAGCGAUCCAUUUCCAGACUGUCCCUGAAUGCGUCGAAUACUUUCAGAGCUGGAGUGUUUUCGUCCAUCUGGACAACAUGACCUAGCCAGCGUAGCCGCUGUCUUUUAAUUCGCUGAACUAUGUUAAUGUCGUCGUAUAUCUCGUACAGCUCAUCGUUCCAUCGAAUGCGAUAUUCGCAGAAGUUUUCUCUCGUAAACUCGCAACGUCGACUCAUCCGUUGUUGACAUCGUCCAAGCCUCUGCACCAUAUAGCAGGACGGGAAUUAUGAGUGACUUAUAGAGUUUGGUUUUUGUUUGUCGAGAGAGGACUUUGCUUCUCAAUUGCCUACUCAGUCCGAAGUAGCACCUGUUGGCAAGAAUUAUCCUGCGUUGGAUUUCUAGGCUGACAUUGUUGGUGGUGUUUACGCUGGUUCCAAAAUAGACGAAAUUAUCUACAACUUCAAAGUUGUUUGUCUUUUAUAAUCUUUUUUCACUGUUUUAUUUUCAGCUAUUAAUAAUUCUUUUCUUUAAUUAGUCUUUUUUCAGAUGAAAUUAUUUUUUUAAGUUAAAUAAAUUUUUAUUUACACAAUGUUAGCGUUAAGAUAUUUAAUUGCAAUAAAUUACAAUUUUAUGUAAAUAUGUAUUAAAAAUAAUAAAAUUAAUAAUUUAAAAGUUAAAAAGUUUUUUGAAAUUUUAAGAAAUUUUUAAAAAAGGAAUCAAAAAAUGCAACUCUGGGCAUCAACUGUUUAAAAUGCAACCCUGCAUCAGCCGUCGAUUGGGGAUAUUAGAGCAGGACAGAUAUACUUUUUUAUACGACACUGCUGAAUGAGCGCAACAGAGAUGUAUUAUCACAUGUAUACGUACGUGUGAGGGGAAAAGACGGUAGGAUAUUCGCUCGGCCUAAGACAAUCUCUAUAUGUUUACCCCCACGUUUACCACCCACUGAUUGUCUGGUUUUUUACCCGCUCAUGGUUGGCAGGGACUUGAUACGCUCACUUGGUAUUUUGGUAUGAUAUGUCUUGCAGAGUAUAUGUGUUGCCUGCCUUUGGCGUUUUGUUCUCCGUAUUGUGUUCCAGCUGGCUACCUCCCUGUGCUGUUGUUUGUUUGUAUAUUUGUUUUAAUUAUUCGCGUCCUUUUGAUCCGUUUUUUGUAUGCUUUGUUAUUUAGGAGCUUUUAAACUGCGCCCGAUUUAUGUUUUAUUUUGUAUAUUUUAUUAUUAGCCGUUUAUGUUUUGUGUUUAGAUUUCGCGCACGUUGGUUUUAGUUUGUUAAAUGCAUUUUUGUUGUUUUUUGACACGCACUUUUUAUAUGUUAAUGUCAUUUUUUAUUUAAUUAGGAACUUUAUCCAAAUUUUUGGCAAAAAGGAUUUUGUUUUUGAUACUUAUAUGUAUGUUAUGUAAGUUAAAAACUUUUAAGUUUUAUUUUAUUUUUUUAUUUUAACACGUUUUGACAAAAACUGUACAAAAAUACCUUUUUAAUGUUUAAGUUUGUUGGAGCGAUGUCCAACCAACUUAAAGGACAGCCAAAUUAAAAGUAAAGCUUAAAUCUAAGCUUAUGCUAUCACCAACUUAACAUUCUAAGCGCCGGCAGAGCGAGACGUCGGGAGCGACGCAUAUUGUUAGUGGCGUGCUAGUAGCGGCAUUAAUAUCCGUAAUAUUAGUUUGGCGCUCUUUUAGUGAGUAGCGGUAAAGUGGCGUGAUGCGUUUGCCAAAUUGUGUACCUGCAUUCCUGAGCAUUCUUAGGCUUGCAUGGUACAGUACACUAUAUAACAAAAUAUUUAUUUUGUUAACUUGUAUAUCGUCACCUAAAAUGCAAAAGGCCGUAACUCACAAAAAAUUCAAAAUUGACUUUUUGAUUGAUUAUAAAGUACUAAACCGAAACACGUGUACACAGCAAAUUUUACAUGCAUACGUCCAAAAAUAACGACUUUAUAUGCGAGAAUCAGAAGGCCGCAACUACAACUUCAACAAUUUCAUAAACCAAAAAGCCGUAACUGCCCUUUUUUCAUUCUCUUUAAUUCAAUUUCAAUGUGACACAUUGUGUUAUCCGUAAUUACAGUUGUUUUCAUUAUCUUUCUUUCUUUAUCAAAUUGUGUUAUUGUGUUACUGCCUUCAUUCCCGGAAUAAAACAAAAUUAAUAAAAUGAGUACUAAUUGUGAAAAUGGUUGUAAUGAAAAACUUAAAAAAAAUAAUAAAAGGUCUGGAUAUAUAAUAAACCGAUUGAAAGGAAAAAAAUACAUGGGGCUAUCAAAAGGCAUUAUUAGUGAAAAAGCUCCAAGAGAACUUAAAGCUGGAUGUACUUCAAAAUUCUGGGAGAAAAGUGCUGUACGGAACUGUUCUACAUUUUCCCAAGAAAAUCGUAAGGAAAUAUUUAAUAGGUUCUGGAAAAUGUCAUGGGAUGAAAAAAAAAUGUAUGUCGUUAAUCUUGUUGAACGCGCGAAUAUAAAGCGAAUUUGUGUUGAGAACUCUAGAAGAUCAAUUACAAAUGUUACUAUUUAAAACAUCAUUCUAAACGUGUUCAAGUGUGGUUUCAUAUGUUUUUAUCUACGCUUGGAUUAAAUGAGAAAAUGGUGAGGAAUUGGGUAAAUUUCAAUGACUUCCAUGGCACCAAUAUUUCGCCAGAAGAACAAAACAAAAUAACAACAGAACGUAAAGCAUUUACUAAUGAAGGAGUCUUAUUUCAAAAACGUUUAAAUUUUCUGGAAAAAUGGUUGCAUGACAUUCCUAAGCUUGAAUCACUCUACCGAAGACAGUAUACGAAGAAACUGUACUUGCGGUCAGAUUUUAAAAGCUACAAACAUGUCUAUGAAGUUUAUUCUAAAGACUGCGAGACUAAUGAAGUAGUUCAUGUAUCUUUUCCAACAUUUAUGGCAGUAUUAAAAAAAAAACAAAACAGUUGUAUAUUUAAGCCAAAAAAUGAUAUGUGCGACACCUGCACAUCAUACGAAUCGAAGAACUUAACCCAAGAUCAGUACGACAUUCAUAGAAAGGAUAUACAAGACAUGAGAAAUGAAAAGUUAAUUGACAUAGAAAACGCCAAAUCAGGAUUACACUUGUUGUUAUGCAUUGACAUGCAGGCAGUGAAAUUGAUUCCACAGACAAAUGCAAAUGCCACGUACUAUAAAAUGAAAUUACAAGUGCACAAUUUCACAAUUUAUAACGUUAUUUCACAUGAAUCUGACAAUUUUGUCUGGGACGAAACCGAUGGUACCCUUGUUGCUUCUACCUUUGCUACAUGUAUAAUAAAAUACAUAAAAAAUUCCAUUAAAAAGUCACCAAAUAUUCAUCACAUAAUUAUAUGUUCCGAUGGUUGUUUCUUUCAGAACCGAAAUGUAAUUCUCCCUAAUGCAAUAUUAUCUUUAUGUGUUCAAGAAAACAUAACGGUAGAACAUAAAUAUUUAAUAGUGGGACAUACACAAAUGGAGUGUGAUUCGACCCACUCCCUCAUUCAAAGAAAAAUCAACAAGAGACAAAUAAAUUUACCAUCUGAGCUGUCUGGCUUGAUUAGAGAGUCUCGAAAGGACCCAUUUCCUCUAAAAGUGCACCAUGUUGAUUACAAGUAUUUCCUUGACUACGAAAGUAUUCCUAAGCGCUACGUAUCUAUUCGACCAGGUAAAGAUUAACAUACACGUAUAAAUUAUGUAUAAAAAACUCAACAUCUUCAAUACAGGCAAAAAAUCCGGAGAGCCAACUGUUAAUAUGAUCCGUGCCUUGGCAUAUGAUCCAUCUGGAAUAAUUUAUUAUAAAACAAAUAUCAACGACGAUUAUAACGUUUUGCCACAACGUACACAACAAAAAUUUAGGGACAUCGAAGCUUCACAGUUAAAUACCGAAAGAAUAUCAAUAUCUAAAAAGAAAUGGGAACACCUGCUGGAACUUAAAUUUUUACUUCCGGCUGACUGCCACAGCUUUUAUGAUAAUAUACCCUUUACAUCUUAAACCUAUUCUUAUUUGCUAUUUGUAUUGCAGGUUUUGUUGUUUUCAAAUGAAUUAUUUUGUUUUUCUUAACCAGUUUAAUUUAACUUUAUUUUCUCGAAUUAAAUGUAUUAAUUAAAUAAUUUCUUCUGUGUUAAAAUACUUACAAUAAGUAGAUACAAAAAGACAUAACUUGUUAAAAACUUUUUUAGUUACAGCCUAAAAGCACAUUUUCUUAUUUUAACCAUUGCUUUCAUUUUAUACACAAUUUUUUUCAAGUAGUUACGGCUUUUUGGUUUCAGAAAAAUAGAGUGCAAAAGGCCGUAACUAACAUUUCUUAAAAACUGCUUUUUUCCCAUUAAUUUGGUUUUCAGAAACAAAUCCGUCUGUGUUUUCUAAGCUUAACUCUACAAUUUGGAUAUUUAGCUUUAAGUAGUCUUUAAUCCAGAGCCGCUCAAAGUAAUGCGCAAUUUAUUUACCAACGCAUACAAUCACACAUUUGAUAUCUGCUAGCGUAUGAUUGAUACACUGAGUGAAUCGUGCUAUUUGGUUAUUUUGUUAUUAAAAAUUUAGAAAAAAAUAAAUAAUUAUGGUUUUUGAUUAAAAAAGCAAUUAAGAACAACAAUAAUUUUAAGUUAAUUUUUUUAACUUUCCAUGAUUUUUUCCAUAUCGACUUCAAGAUCGUAAGUUUUGAUUCUCAUUAAGUCCUCUAUAUGUUUAUUCGAAACUGAAUUCCUGUAUUUCGAGUGUAUUUUUGACGCUGGCAGAAUUAGCGUCGUAGCGUACAUGCUUCGACUGCAUUUGCUUGCCUAUACUCCGAGUAUAGGCAUGAAAAAUUUUGAGCGGCUAUGCUUUAAUCUAUAACGUUUUUUGCUUCUCCUGUAAAAUACUAAAAAUGUUAGUUACGGCCUUUUGCAUUUUAGGUGACGAUAUGUAUUUAUUUCACUGCACUAUAAUUUUUAUUUUUGUUUGUUUUUAUCACCACGCACUGUUUUAUAAUAUAUGUACAUACAUAUGUAUGUAGAUACGUGUUUUAAAGCUGAUGGCUUAACCGCUAGUGCUAUAUAUAUAUAUAUUAAUUGUAAUUGUAUUUAAUUACCUUUUCAAUAAUAAUAAUAAUAAUAAUAAUAAUAGAUAUG
Molecule: messenger RNA, 9253 nt
Organism: Bactrocera dorsalis (oriental fruit fly)
Lineage: Eukaryota; Metazoa; Arthropoda; Insecta; Diptera; Tephritidae
Exons: 2
Coding region: 6734-7822 (362 amino acids)
Source: RefSeq, a predicted model, not a curated record